AUGGUGCCGAAAGCGCCUUCUCGCGAGGCCUUGACAAUGCUCAAGAACACGAUUCGACCCGCCGCAGCUAUCAGGUCGCAAGCACAGCGUUGCCUCGUCUCCUCGACCCCCCGUCCUACAACACUUUCGCACGCGCGAGCUGGCAGCUUGCGCCAAGGGACGCGCAAUGCCGCGACUUUUACGCAUUCACAUCAUGCCGAGGCGGUUUCUGUCAUGCCUACCAACGUCGACACGAACAAUGCCGACUUCAAGGAGAACAAGCGGCAGAUGGAUGAGGCAACAGAGAAACUGGUCCAUCUCCACACCAAGAUUGCCCAAGGCGGCCCAGACAAGGCGAGGGAAAAGCAUAUACAGCGGGGCAAGAUGCUGGUGAGAGACAGGAUCUCUGCCUUGAUCGACCCCGGCACGCCUUUCCUCGAACUGAGCCAAAUGGCAGGCUACGACAUGUAUGGCCAAGACGAGGUACCUGCAGGCGGCAUCGUCACGGGCAUUGGCAGUGUCAAUGGCGUCCAGUGCAUGGUGGUGGCAAACGAUGCCACGGUCAAGGGGGGCACGUACUACCCCAUCACGGUCAAGAAGCACUUGCGAGCGCAGACGAUUGCCCAAGAGAACCGCCUGCCAUGCAUCUACCUGGUGGACUCUGGGGGCGCCAAUCUACCCAACCAAGCCGACGUGUUCCCAGACGUCAAUCACUUUGGCCGCAUCUUCUACAACCAAGCACGCAUGUCGAGUAUGGGCAUCCCGCAAAUCAGCGUCGUCAUGGGGCCUUGUACGGCGGGCGGGGCCUAUGUGCCCAGCAUGAGUGACGAGAACAUCAUUGUGGAAAACCAGGGGCACAUCUUCCUGGCCGGACCACCUCUGGUCAAGGCGGCCACGGGCGAGGUCGUGUCGGCAGAGGACCUCGGUGGAGGCCGGCUUCACAGCGAAGUGUCGGGCGUCACAGACUACCUAGCUGUCGACGAUGCACACGCGCUUGUUCUCGCACGCAGAAGCAUUGGCAACCUCAACUGGCACCGCAACCAGACCGUCACCGCACAGCCGGACUACCAGGAGCCACUGUACGAUGCUCAGGAGCUGUCUGGUAUUGUAGGCACCAACCUCCGGCGACAGAUACCCAUACACGAGGUGAUUGCACGCAUCGUCGACGGAUCGGCCUUUGACGAGUUCAAGCCCUUGUACGGGUCGACGCUGGUGACUGGAUUUGCAAAGAUAUACGGACACGCCGUGGGCAUUGUUGCCAACAACGGCAUUCUCUUCAGCGAAAGCUCGCUCAAAGGAGCCCACUUUGUGCAGCUGUGCGGCAAGCGGCACAUUCCGCUCAUUUUCCUGCAGAACAUCUCGGGCUUCAUGGUUGGACAGGAUGCCGAAAAGGGCGGCAUUGCCAAGAACGGGGCCAAGCUGGUGACGGCGGUGAGCUGCGUCGACGUGCCCAAGUUCACGGUGGUGGUGGGAUCCAGUGCUGGUGCUGGCAACUAUGGCAUGUGCGGGCGAGCAUACUCGCCGCGUCUCAUGUUUACGUGGCCCAACGCGAAGACAUCGGUCAUGGGGGCAGAGCAGCUGUCGUCUGUCAUGGAGGCGGUUGGCAAGAAGGUGGACCCGGCACUCAAGGCGCGCAUCGAAGACGAGAGCGAGGCAGCGUUUGGGUCGGCAAGGCUGUGGGACGAUGGCAUCAUACCACCGGAGCACACGCGGCGAGUGCUCGGCAUGGGCCUGCAGAUGGCAUGUGGCGGGCAGAACCAGCGGGUCGACAGGGAGAGCACAUGGGCCUCUAUCAAUGAUGUCGCCGCCAAGGUCGCCAAACAACUGGUCGCGCAAUAUGCGACAGUCGACGACAAGGGAGUCCAUGUGCUCGGAGGCUACCCGGGUGUCUUAUACCCGCCAUACUACUGGUGGCAGGCCGGUGCCAUGUUUGGUACACUGCUAGACUACUGGCACUACACAGGCGACGACCAGUAUAACGACAUGAUCCGCGAGGGUCUGAUACACCAGUUUGGAGAGCACCUUGACCUGAUGCCCUCCAAUCAGUCCAAGAACGAAGGAAACGAUGAUCAGGUUUUCUGGGCCUACUCCAUGAUGGCUGCUGCCGAAUACAAACUCCAAGACCCUCCUGACGACAAGCCCGGCUGGCUCGCAAUGACACAGUCAGUCUUCAACCAGUUCGUAUCCCGCUACCAGAAGGAGGUGGCUGAUGGGAACUGUGGCGGCGGUAUGCGCUGGCAAAUCUACCCAUGGCUUAACGGAUGGACGUACAAGAACACUGCCUCAAACGGAGGUCUCUUCCACCUCGGCGCACGACUGGCUGUGUACACCAAGAACGAUACAUAUGCGACAUGGGCAGAGAAAGUCUUCGACUGGAUGUCACAUAGCCCAAUCCUGCCAGGCGAUGGACAGGUUUACGACGGAACGAGCAUGACGACAAAUCCACCGUGCAGCAACGCCGAUCAAACCCCCUGGACAUACAACUACGGAAUUAUGAUAGCAGGUGCAGCAUACAUGUACAACUACACCAACGGCGCCGAGAAAUGGAAGACACACUUGACGCAAUUUCUCAGUAAAACUGAUAUUUUCUACCCCGAUGAGAAGGGCGGAGUCAUGGUGGAGGUCUGCGAGGCCAACCAAGUCUGUAACACCGACCAAGAAAGCUUCAAAGCAUACCUUGCACGCUGGCUCGGCAUCACCAUGCAGCUGGUUCCGGAAUUUGCACCGCAAAUCCUGCCGCGCCUCCAGAAAUCAGCCGUUGCAGCAGCACAGACCUGUGUGGGUCCCUCUGAACAUGGCGGUGGCCCCUAUCAAUGUGGCAUGAGAUGGUGGCGUCAAGGCUUUGACGGUAUCGGUGGUGUUGGACCGCAAAUGACUGCACUCAACGUCAUUAGUGUGCUCAAUGCCCCACGUGUCCAGGCCCCAUAUUCCAAUGCUACGGGCGGUACCAGUAAAGGUGAUCCUGGCCUAGGUUCCGGCGGCGACAACAACAAUGACAGUGUUCCCAAAUUCAAGUCGGAGAUUACAAACGCAGACAGGGCGGGCGCAGCGAUCCUUACCAUCCUUGUAGCCGGCAUGCUACUUGGCGGGUCUUUCUGGAUGAUUUACUAGGACAAGCGGAAGCGGCAUGGAACAAGAUGAGGUUUGGAGGAAGAUGUUUUAUUUUUGACUGCUUAUUGUGUAUACCCAUUUGGAAAGAGUGAGGUACGAUGAUGGGAUGAAAGGGAUGCCAGUUAUCAUCGUGGCGUUGAUUGUCUUCUCUUACAUGGCGAUAGUCAUAUAUUAAUAUCAAGCGAUAUUGCUGGCUUGCACAC
Molecule: messenger RNA, 3293 nt
Organism: Exserohilum turcica Et28A
Lineage: Eukaryota; Fungi; Ascomycota; Dothideomycetes; Pleosporales; Pleosporaceae
Product: glycoside hydrolase family 76 protein
Exons: 5
Coding region: 1-3090 (1029 amino acids)
Biological process (GO): L-leucine catabolic process; carbohydrate metabolic process
Cellular component (GO): methylcrotonoyl-CoA carboxylase complex; mitochondrion
Molecular function (GO): methylcrotonoyl-CoA carboxylase activity
Source: RefSeq, a predicted model, not a curated record